Molecule: messenger RNA, 14282 nt
Organism: Podarcis muralis (Common wall lizard)
Lineage: Eukaryota; Metazoa; Chordata; Lepidosauria; Squamata; Lacertidae
Source: RefSeq, a predicted model, not a curated record
GGAGCUUUGGGUCAUGACGUGUUGGGUCUCUUUGCGGGAUGAACUUAACAGUUUGUGGCUAUAAGUAGGCGAGGGGGCGCCCAGACUGGGGGUCUGCUGUGUGCCCCGUGGCCCUGGGAGGCUGGCAUCGGCGGGGUCGGCGCCUGGCAGCUUCGCCUGGUCCCCUUGGCAUCUCGGGCUCACGCCGCUCCGCGCCGGUCGCUGUCCACGGGGGGAGGUGCUGAAAGGCAGAAGGACGCCGGCGCGCUGCGGGCAUCCUCUUGUCCUUGGCUGCCGCCGCCUCCCCGCGAGCGGCGCUGAUUUUCCUCCCCCCGCUGCUUGGCUGCCUCUGCCGCUUCUGCAGCCAUUUUGCAACCAGCAGAGCCGGAGGCAGGGGCAGGCUGCCGGCGGAGCCGAGCGAUGGGCUAGCAGCAGCUGUUGCGGGCAGGCGAGCCGGCACCAUGGUGAAGAGGAAGAGCUCGGAAGGCCAUGACCAGGAGAGCGGCCGAGGGGUCCCGCUGCCCAUCCAGACCUUCCUAUGGAGGCAAACCAGUGCAUUUUUGAGGCCCAAACUGGGAAAACAAUAUGAAGCUUCAUGUGUGUCCUUUGAAAGAGUUUUGGUUGAGAAUAAGUUGCACGGUCUUUCACCGGCCCUUUCUGAAGCCAUCCAGAGCAUUUCUCGCUGGGAACUGGUCCAAGCUGCCUUACCACAUGUUCUUCACUGCACGGCGACACUGCUUUCCAAUCGGAACAAGUUAGGACAUCAGGAUAAACUUGGUGUUGCAGAAACGAAGCUGCUUCAUACUCUGCACUGGAUGUUGCUAGAAGCUCCUCAAGACUGCAGCAAUGACCGCUUUGGAGGAGGAGGAGGAGGAGGAGGAGGAGGAGGAGGAGGAGGAGACAGGGCAUCGAGCUGGAGAGGGAGCAGCAGCGCUUUCAUCCACCAGAUUGAAAACCAGGGAUCUCCAGGGCAUCCAAGGCGUGACAGCACCAAUGAAGAGGAGGAGAACAACAGGAGGAAGUUCUUUCAGAAUUCAAUGGCCACAGUGGAGCUCUUUGUAUUCUUGUUUGCUCCGCUAGUUCAUAGGAUCAAAGAAUCUGAUCUGACUUUUCGUCUGGCCAGUGGCCUUGUUAUUUGGCAGCCGAUGUGGGAGCACAGGCAACCUGAAGUUUCCGCCUUUACUGCACUGGUUAAACCCAUCAGGAAUAUAAUCACAGCAAAGAGGAGUUCUCCAAUGAAAAACCAGACUCUGACAUGUGAAUCUCCUAAUGUGGAUGCUGGACGUACAGAGGGGCUCCAGGUAGUGUGUGAAACACCCCAGGCAGAUGCAGUGCCCCCCAGGCCUGCUUUCUCAGGCUGCCACCGUGGGAAUUCUAUUGAUGGAAGUGUGUCAUCCCAAGCCUCCCAGGAGAAAGGACCCCCCUAUCCUAGGGUGUCUUUGGUCAUCCCACCAUGCCAAAAGUCUCGGUAUGCUACCUAUUUUGACGUGGCUGUAUUACGCUGCCUACUUCAGCCACACUGGUCCGAGGAAGGCACUCAGUGGUCCCUGAUGUAUUACCUCCAGAGGCUGCGGCAUAUGCUGGAGGAAAGGCCUGAGAAAUCUCCUGAGCCAGAGGUCCCACCGUUGCCCAGGCCUCGUAGCAGUUCCAUGGUUGCAGCAGCUCCAUCACUGGUGAACACUCACAAAACACAGGAUCUCACAAUGAAAUGCAAUGAGGAGGAAAAAUCGUUAAGCACUGAAGCUUUUGCUAAAGUGUCGCUAACCAACCUGCGCAGGCCAGCUGUUCCAGACCUCUCCUCUGAUUUGGGAAUGAAUAUUUUUAAGAAGUUCAAGAGCCGCAAAGAAGAUCGCGAGCGCAAGGGAUCCAUUCCUUACCACCACACAGGGAAAAAGCGGCAGCGAAGGAUGGGGGUGCCCUUCUUACUCCACGAAGACCAUUUGGACGUGUCACCUACUCGGAGCACCUUCUCUUUUGGCAGCUUCUCGGGGAUUGGAGAAGACAGGCGUGGCAUUGAGAGAGGAGGGUGGCAAACGACCAUCCUAGGAAGGUUUACCAGGCGAGGUAGUUCCGAUACAGCUACAGAGAUGGAGAGCUUGAGUGCUAGGCAUUCCCAUUCCCAUCAUACCCUGGUUACUGACCUGCCAGACCACUCCAACAGCCAUGUACGUUCCCAAAUUUCCACCAUCACAGUGGCAACAUUCAACACCACUCUGGCCUCUUUCAAUGUGGGGUAUGCAGACUUCUUCAGUGAGCACAUGCGCAAGCUCUGUAACCAGGUGCCCAUCCCAGAGAUGCCCCAUGAGCCCCUGGCUUGUGCCAAUCUCCCUCGGAGUUUGACGGAUUCCUGCAUCAACUAUAGCUGCCUGGAGGAUACAGACCACAUCGACGGGACCAGCAACUUUGUCCACAAGAACGGCAUGCUAGAUCUUUCGGUGGUUCUCAAGGCUGUUUUCCUGGUCCUGAAUCACGACAUCAGCUCCCGAAUCUGUGAUGUGGCCCUCAAUAUUGUGGAAUGCCUGCUUCAGCUUGGUGUGGUGCCCUGUGUGGAGAAGAUCAGAAGGAAAAGUGACAACAAAGAGAAUGAACCCAGUGAGAAGAGACAAAGCGAGACCUCCUUCCAACUCAAGGGGGCUCUGAGUAGUUCAACCUCUGGAUUUGGGGUUGCCCCAGCCAGCGCAGCUGGAGAUGGCGGUGGAGAAGGAGGAGGAGGAGAAAGUGGUGGAGGAGAUGGAGGAGGAGGUGACGGAGGAGGAGAAGGUGGAGGAAGACCUUAUGAAAAGAAUGAUAAAAAGGAAGACAAGGAGGAAAGCACUCCAGCAAGCACACACAGGUUGGCCCUGACAAUGCUGAUAAAAAUUGUGAAGUCUCUGGGCUGUGCAUAUGGCUGUGGAGAAGGUCACCGUGGGCUCUCUGGAGACCGGCUGAGACAUCAGGCUCAGAAUUGCCUCACAAAGUUGUACAAGCUGGAUAAGAUGCAGUUCCGGCAAACCAUGAGGGAUUAUGUAAACAAGGAUUCACUCAACAAUGUGGUGGAUUUUUUACAUGCCUUGCUAGGUUUCUGCAUGGAGCCAGUCACUGACAACAAGGCUGGUUUUGGAAAUAAUUUCACAACAGUGGACAACAAGUCUACUGCCCAAAGUGUGGAAGGUAUUAUUGUUAGUGCCAUGUUCAAAUCGCUUAUCACCCGCUGUGCCUCUACUACACAUGAGCUUCAUAGCCCCGAGAAUCUGGGAUUGUAUUGUGACAUCCGACAACUGGUUCAGUUUAUCAAGGAGGCUCAUGGGAAUGUCUUUAGAAGAGUAGCCCUUAGUGCCCUUUUGGAUAGUGCUGAGAAGUUGAUACCAGGAAGAAGAGCAGAGGAAACAGCUGAACAGGAGCCCAAACCAUCAGGCAGUAAAAGAUCUGAAGUGGGAAGUGUUGUUGUUGACAAAGGACAACCGUCUUCAGCUCCCGAUGAAUGCCGCAGUUACAUCUCAAGCCGCCCAAUGCAGACUCCAGAGCAUGAUGAGCAGAUGCAAGGAGCAGCCCUAGGGCGCAAAGAUUUCUGGCGAAAGAUGUUCAAAUCUCAGAGUGCAGCGAGUGAUACUAGUAGCCAGUCGGAGCAGGAUACCUCGGAAUGCACAACUGCACACUCAGGGGCAACCACUGAGAGGCGAUCCCGCUCUCGCUCAAGGAGGAUCUCACUCCGAAAGAAACUCAAACUCCCCUUAGGGAAUUGGCUGAAACGCUCAUCCCUUUCUGGUCUGGCAGAUGGUGUGGAAGACCUUCUGGACAUCAGCUCUGUGGACCGGCUCUCUUUCAUCCGGCAGAGUUCCAAGGUGAAAUUCACUAGUGCCGUGAAGCUGUCUGAAGGAGGGCCAGGAAGUGGCUUGGAGAAUGGACGAGAUGAAGAGGAGAAUUUCUUCAAGCGUCUUGGUAAAUGGCGCACCUGCCGAAGACAUCCAUCCAAGCUUCAUCACACAGAAGAAAAAGAUGGUUGUCAGACCUAUGAUGACCACCUCGCUUCCAACCAAGAAGGAAGCAAAUCCAAGAACGUGGUGAACUUGGGUGCAAUAAGACAAGGCAUGAAGCGCUUUCAGUUUCUCUUAAACUGUUGUGAGCCAGGAACAAUCCCUGAUGCCUCUAUCCUGGCAGCUGCCCUCGAUCUUGAGGCACCAGUGGUAGCAAGAGCCGCCCUUUUCCUGGAAUGUGCUCGCUUCGUUCACCGCUGCAACCGUGGCAACUGGCCAGAGUGGAUGAAGGGACACCAUGUGAACAUCACUAAAAAGGGUCUUUCCCGUGGGCGCUCCCCAAUAGUGGGGAACAAACGUAACCAGAAGUUACAGUGGAACGCGGCCAAGCUCUUCUAUCAAUGGGGAGAUGCAAUUGGCAUCCGUCUCAACGAACUCUGCCAUAGUGAGAGUGAGAGCCCAGCCAAUCUGCUGGGCCUCAUUUAUGAUGAGGAGACCAAGCGAAGACUGAGAAAGGAGGAUGAGGAAGAAGACUUUUUAGAUGACAGUAAGGAGACUCCCUUUACUACAAGAACCCCCGCUUGUACUGUGAACCCCACCAAAUGUUGCUGUCCUUUUGCACUGAAGAUGGCAGCAUGUCAGCUCCUCCUGGAGAUCACCACAUUCCUUCGAGAGACCUUUCCCUACAUGCCCAGGCCGCGGACGGAGCCCCUUGUGGACCUGGAGAGUUGCAGGUUGCGUUUGGACCCUGAGAUGGAUCGGCACAGGUAUGAGAGGAAGAUCAGCUUUGCUGGGGUUCUGGAUGAAAAUGAAGAUUCAAAAGAUUCCUUGCACAGCAGCAGUCAUACCCUGAAAUCUGACACAGGUUGUGAAGAGAAGAAAGUUCCCAGCAGGAAGAUCAGGAUAGGAGGCUCCCGCUUGCUCCAGAUUAAAGGAACCCGCAGUUUCCGGGUGAAGAAAGGGGGUUCCCUGUCCAGCAUUCGCCGGGCCGGCAGCCUAAAGAGCACCAAGUUAUCACGUCAGGACUCAGAGUCUGAGAAUGAGGAGCUGCAGCUGUCCCACAGCAGGGACACUGUCACUGACAUAGAAGGAAGCCCUUGGAGUGCAAGUGAACCCAGUAUAGAACCUGAAGUAUUAAGCAGCACAGGCACCGAAGAGAACUAUCACCGGAAUAUGUCUUGGCUGCAUGUGAUGAUACUGCUAUGCAACCAGCAGAGUUUCAUUUGCACCCACAUUGACUACUGCCACCCUCACUGUUACCUCCAUCAUAGUCGCUCUUGUGCACGCCUUGUCCGAGCCAUCAAACUUCUGUAUGGAGACACUGUGGAUUCACUCAAAGAGAAUAACUUGCUAAACAAUGUGGCUAGGAGCAAAAAACAGAAAGAGUGUUCAGACAAGUCAUGCCUGAGAACACCCUCCUUGAAGAAGAGAGUGACAGAUUCCAACCUUGAAGGAAAGAAGGAUUCUGGAAUGCUGAAAUACAUCAGGCAUCAGGUGAUGAGUUUGUCUCCAGCACCUUUGUCAUUGUUAAUUAAGGCAGCGCCCAUCCUCACAGAAGAGAUGUAUGGGGACAUCCAGCCUGCAGCAUGGGAACUGCUGCUCAGUAUGGAUGAGCACAUGGCUGGGGCAGCAGCUGCCAUGUUCCUUCUAUGUGCUGUGAAAGUGCCAGAGGCAGUGUCGGAUAUGCUGAUGUCUGAAUUUCAUCACCCUGAGGCAGUGCAAAGGUUGAAUGCCAUUCUUAAAUUCCACACCCUCUGGAGAUUUAGGUAUCAGGUGUGGCCUCGGAUGGAGGAAGGAGCUCAGCAAAUCUUUAAGAUUCCUCCACCUAGCAUUAACUUCACACUCCCAUCCCCAGUUCUGGGAAUGCCAUCCGUCCCCAUGUUCGACCCUCCAUGGGUUCCACAGUGUAGUGGGAGUGUCCAGGACCCAAUUAAUGAAGAUCAAUCCAAGUCAUUUUCAGCCCGGGCAGUGUCACGUUCUCAUCAGCGAGCAGAACAUAUUCUCAAGAAUCUGCAGCAGGAAGAAGAGAAAAAACGUCUGGGCCGAGAAGCUAGUCUGAUCACUGCUAUCCCCAUCACCCAGGAAGCUUGCUAUGAGCCCAGCUGUUCCCCAAGCGUGGAGCAGGAAGAGGAAGUAGAAGAAGUUGCCAACCUGGUGUCCCGCCGUCUCUCUGUAAGCCCAUCCUGCACCUCCAGCACAUCUCACAGGAACUACUCCUUCCGCCGUGGCUCAGUUUGGUCAGUGCGUUCAGCAGUCAGUGCUGAAGAUGAGGAACACACGACGGAGCACACACCAAAUCACCAUGUGCCCCAACCCCCACAGGCAGUCUUCCCAGCAUGUAUUUGUGCAGCUGUGCUCCCUAUUGUCCACUUAAUGGAAGACGGAGAAGUCCGGGAGGACGGAGUAGCAGUGAGUGCUGUGGCUCAGCAAGUCCUGUGGAACUGUCUCAUUGAAGAUCCUUCUACAGUUCUUCGACACUUUCUGGAGAAACUUACGAUCAGCAAUCGACAGGAUGAGUUGAUGUAUAUGCUGAGGAAACUUCUGCUCAACAUUGGAGACUUCCCUGCCCAGACAUCCCAUAUUCUAUUUAAUUACUUGGUGGGACUGAUCAUGUAUUUUGUGCGCACGCCAUGUGAAUGGGGGAUGGAUGCUAUUUCAGCGACUCUGACUUUCCUGUGGGAAGUUGUAGGAUAUGUAGAAGGACUAUUCUUCAAGGAUCUCAAACAGACUAUGAAGAAGGAACAAUGCGAAGUGAAGCUUCUGGUUACUGCCUCAAUGCCUGGCACCAAGACCCUUGUAGUUCAUGGGCAAAAUGAAUGUGAUAUCCCAACUCAGUUACCAGUCCAUGAAGACACUCAGUUUGAAGCGCUGUUAAAGGAGUGUUUGGAAUUUUUUAACAUAUCUGAGUCCCAAUCUUCCAACUAUUUCUUAAUGGAUAAACGAUGGAAUCUUAUUCAUUAUAAUAAGACCUAUGUCCGUGAUAUUUAUCCAUUUCGAAGAUCAGUAUCUCCCCAGUUGAAUUUGGUCCACAUGAACCCAGAAAGGGGCCAAGAACUCAUUCAGAAACAGGUGUUCACACGCAAGCUUGAAGAAGUGGGUCGGGUUCUGUUCCUCAUUUCUCUGACCCAGAAGAUCCCCGUUGCUCACAAACAGUCUCAUGUGUCUCUGUUGCAAGAAGACCUUCUCCGCUUGCCCUCUUUCCCUCGCAGCGCCAUUGAUGCUGAGUUCUCACUCUUCAGUGAUCCACAAGCUGGAAAGGAGCUAUUUGGCCUUGACACCCUUCAGAAAAGCCUCUGGAUUAAACUGCUAGAGGAGAUGUUUCUCGGGAUGCCUAGUGAAUUUCCCUGGGGGGAUGAAAUUAUGCUCUUCCUCAACGUAUUCAAUGGAGCCCUGAUCCUGCACCCUGAGGACAGUGCCCUGUUGAGGCAAUAUGCUGCCACUGUCAUCAACACAGCCGUACAUUUCAACCACCUCUUCUCUCUCAGUGGGUACCAGUGGAUUCUCCCCACUAUGCUCCAGGUAUAUGCUGACUACGAAAGCAACCCACAGCUCCGUCAAGCAAUUGAGUUUGCCUGCCGUCAAUUUUACAUUCUACAUCGUAAGCCCUUUGUACUACAAUUGUUUGCCAGUGUGGCUCCUCUCUUGGAGUUUCCUGAUGCAACAAACAAUGCACCCAGCAAAGGCGUAUCGGCUCAGUGCCUGUUUGAUCUGCUGCAGUCCUUAGAAGGGGACACUCCUGACAACCUGGACAUUCUGGAACUAGUGAAAGCAGAAAAGCCUCUAAAAUCAUUAGAUUUCUGCUACGGCAACGAGGACCUGACUUUUUCCAUCAGCGAGGCCAUAAAGUUAUGUGUAACAGUUGUUGCAUAUGCCCCUGAGUCAUUCAGAAGUCUUCAGAUGCUGAUGGUCCUUGAAGCCCUGGUUCCCUGUUACCUGCAGAGGCUUAAGAGGCAAACUUCCCAAGUGGAGACAGUGACAGCGGCUCGAGAGGAGAUUGCUGCUACAGCUGCUCUUGCUACAUCCUUACAAGCCCUCUUGUACAGUGUAGAAGUUCUUACCAGGCCAAUGACUGCCCCUCAGAUGAGUCGCUGUGAUCAAGGCCAUAAAGGAACCACUACUGCUAACCAUACUAUGUCGUCUGGAACAAAUACUAGAUACCCAGAUCAAGGAGCCAAACUGCACUUUAUCAGGGAAAACCUUCACUUGUUGGAGGAAGGCCAAGGCAUUCAGCGCGAGGAGCUAGAUGAACGCAUUGCUAGGGAGGAGUUCAGGAGACCCCGUGAGUCCCUGUUGAAUAUCUGUACUGAGUUCUAUAAACACUGUGGCCCCAGACUGAAGAUUUUGCAGAACCUAGCUGGAGAGCCCAGAGUGACUUCCUUAGAGCUGCUGGAUGUUAAGUCUCAUAUGAGGUUGGCAGAAAUUGCACAUUCCCUUCUGAAGCUGGCACCUUACGACACCCAGACGAUGGAGAGCCGUGGGCUCCGGCGAUACAUCAUGGAGAUGCUGCCCAUCACUGACUGGACGGCCGAGGCAGUGAGGCCUGCCUUAAUCCUCAUCUUAAAGCGAUUGGAUCGUAUGUUCAAUAAAAUUCACAAGAUGCCUACUUUGAGGCGACAGGUUGAGUGGGAGCCUGCCAGCAGUUUGAUUGAAGGGGUUUGUUUGACACUGCAGAGGCAGCCAAUCAUAUCCUUCCUGCCUCACCUUAGGUCACUGAUCAAUGUCUGUGUCAAUCUGGUGAUGGGAGUAGUAGGACCUUCCAGUGUGGCCGAUGGAUUGCCCCUUCUUCAUCUCAGCCCUUAUCUCUCGCCACCUCUACCCUUCAGCACAGCUGUUGUCCGGCUUGUAGCAUUGCAGAUUCAGGCUCUGAAAGAAGAUUUUCCCCUAAGCCACGUGAUCUCCCCAUUCACCAAUCAGGAGAGAAGGGAAGGAAUGCUUUUAAAUCUACUGAUUCCAUUUGUGCUCACAGUAGGAUCAGGAAGCAAAGACAGCCCUUGGCUGGAGCAGCCAGAGGUCCUCCUCCUGCUCCAGACAGUCAUUCAUAUUUUGCUGCCACCUCGCAUCAUCAGCACUUCCCGGAGUAAGAACUUUAUGCUGGAGAGCUCUCCUGCCCACUGCUCCACCCCUGGGGACGCAGGGAAGGACUUGCGCAAGGAAGGGCUAGCCGAAUCCACUAGCCAGGCAGCCUACCUGGCUUUGAAGGUGAUCCUUGUCUGUUUCGAGCGUCAGCUUGGCAGCCAAUGGUAUUGGCUAAGCCUGCAGGUCAAAGAGAUGGCUUUGCGAAAAGUAGGAGGGCUUGCUCUGUGGGAUUUCAUAGAUUUUAUUGUUCGCACCCGAAUUCCUAUCUUUGUGCUUCUUCGACCCUUCAUUCAGUGCAAGUUGCUAGCCCAGCCAGCUGAGAAUCAUGAAGAAAUGACUGCUCGACAGCACAUUGCUGACCAGUUGGAGCGGCGCUUCAUCCCACGCCCUCUCUGCAAGAGCUCUCUCAUUGCGGAAUUCAACAAUGAGCUAAAGAUCCUCAAGGAGGCUGUGCAUAGUGGGUCAGCCUACCAAGGUAAGACUUCCAUCAGCACUGCAGGCACCUCUACCUCUGCAUACCGACUGAGUCUCGCCACGAUGUCGCGCUCCAACACUGGCACUGGAACUGUCUGGGAACAGGAUAGUGAGCCUUCCCAACAAGCUUCCCAGGAUACUUUAAGCCGGACAGAUGAGGAAGAUGAAGAAAAUGAUUCCGUGAGCAUGCCCAGUGUGGUAAGUGAACAAGAAGCAUACCUCAUGGGUGCCAUUGGGAGGAGGAGAUUCUCCAGCCAUCUCUCCAGCAUGUCUGCACCUCAGGCUGAGGUGGGCAUGCUACCCAGCCAAAGUGAACCUAAUGUCCUCGAUGACUCCCAAGGCCUGGCAGCUGAGGGCAGCCUCUCUAGGGUAGCAAGCGUGCAGAGUGAACCUGGACACCACAAUCUUCUUCUACAGCAACCAUUAGGGAGAAAAAGAGGCUUGAGGCAGCUAAGAAGGCCUCUUUUAUCACGUCAGAAAACACAGACGGAACCUCGCAGCCGUCAUGGUGCACGUCUUUCUACCACACGUAGAAGCAUACAGCCCAAAGCAAAACCAACUGUUGAUCAAAAACGAUCUGUAACCUUCACUGAAGCUAAAUCCGAGGCAUUGACAUCAAAGCCGGAUCCAGCACCAAUUGCAGCCCAGCAGCAAAGCAGCAAAAAGAGCAGCCCUUCAGACGGGAGCAAGCAGGAAGCUGCAAACAGAUCCACUCUGCCUCCCUCACCUGCUGUUACUGUGGCAGAUCUCCAUAGUCAAGUCUCCUCCAGUCAGAAUGUGACGGCUUCUUCUGAGGAUAAAAAAAAGGACGAGAAUGUGGAGCAAAAGCCAGCACCAGCUCACAGUACCCCUCCACCCACAGAACUUUCUGACACUGAUGAUUUUGCAGGCCUUGAAACCACCAGCUUACUGCAGCAUGAAGACACUGUCCUUCACAUUAGUGAAGACAAUGGGACAGAGAACCCCCUACUUUCCAGCCAGUUCAGCUACACGCAGGUUGAGGUGGGACAGACUGAUAUUGACCUGGAUGAGUCUCAUGUUUGACUUGAGAAGCAGCAGGUAGUACACCAGAGGAAUGAGAGAUCUUCCUCUGGUCUUCCUAUUCUUCUAGAGGUAUGUAAAGGAGCACUUUAUGAACAUGUGGAACACAUCUAGUAUCCUAUUGGUAAAAUUGGGCCAAUAUAUCUUAGAAAAUAAGCUGCAGCUUUGGACAGAUCUAGGUGGACUCAGGGCACACCAUAAAAUAGAGCAAGAGAUUAUCACUGGAACCUUCCUAGGCACAGAACUGAUUCACAACGUCUUUUGCACUCUUUAGCUUCUAUAAGUUACAUAACAAAUGCCAGGCAGAAAUAGAGAACUAUAUUUUUGGAGGUUCUCCACCUUAAUAUAGUAAUCUAAAUCUAAAGUUUAUUUUUGUAAUUUCAGAAGAGAUACACACACACACACACACACACACACACAGUAUACUCAUCAGAGACAUAAUUACUAGCGAUAGAACUGCAGAAUGCUUUAUGAUGGUAUUAUUAAUACCGGUUAACAUCAGAAUAUUAACCACCAAACAAAGUUCACAGGAAUAUUUUGGGUGAUCUCUGUUCCUUGUUUACACUUACACUAUCUGAAAUAUAAACUCUUUUCACUCUCUUGAAAACUAAAUGUGGACAAUACGGAAUGGAAAAAAUGAUACUGCUAUACAGAGUUGUGAAACACUGUAGGAAGUGUUCUGUAAAUUAUACUAAAUAUCCUGCUUUGAAUGUUUAAACAACCUGAAUAUAAAAACAGCAGGAAAGUGUAUGCAUCUUUCUGCUACACUUAUAGUUGCAUCUGUAUUUCCAUUGAUAUAAUCUACUUAAAAAACCAGGAGUUGAUAUGUAUGUAACAAGUAUUUUUGCACACUGGGAGUGUGAAGUGAAGAUUUAUUUUCACAUACACUUAUAUGAAUCUGCAGGUAUCUGUGAUUCUCAGUGUGAAAUGUAUUGAAUUAUACCUCUCUUUGAAGCUUAUUCAUCUAAAAUCAUGGAUGAUUUGCAAUCUAGACUCAAUGAAUGAAAGAAUGAAUGUAAGCAUUAAUUUUCAAGUAGGGGAAUAACAUUUUCUGAUGUCAUUAAGUUGAUGUAAAUUAAUUUGUUUACAGGUUUCUAACAUGGAUUUAUUGUGCCAGCCAUAUGUAUGGUUACCAAAAUACCUUUCCAGAAGGCUAAGCUUAAUUAUAUAUAUUUCAUAAAUAGCUGAGAAUGGUUUCUGAAACUAUGCAGGAAAAAAGCGCUGCAUCACUCCUGUCACUUUAAACCAAACCAAGCCUCUGUACCAAGCCUUUUUUCACAGAGAAUUUGUGUGUCACUUUUUACAUGUUAUUAAUUAAAGUGAUAAUUUGAUCUAUUCAUAGGGUGGCUUCCUCAUUGGAUUCAAUGAGAUUUGAAUGGGAAAGUUCAGGAAGCAGCACUCUGUUCCCCAGCUUGUACCCCUCCUAAUCAGGGAACACGUUUUUAAGAGCAUGAUCAUGGUCAACAGAGUUAUUUUAUUCUACAUGCAUUAUAAGAACUGUAAUGUAAAAACAAAUAACAAAGUGUAUGGACCUUUUAGCAAGCUGAGGCUGCAAUCCUACCCCAACUUAUUUGGGAGUAAGCAGCACUCAAUUCAAUAGGACUUAAUUCUGAAUAGAGAGAGCACUGCCCUGUGAAAUAGGUUCUACUACUUUUUCUUGUUGUGACAUCAGAGCAGUGGUACAGUCUGCCCUGCAGUAGAAGUACUGUAUGUUGGAUUUGCUUUUCCUUUGGAAAUCAUGGGUGGCUUUGCACAAGUGACUCCUGCUUAUGCGUUGGGACUCCUCAUUCCUCUCCUUCCCCAUGAAUCAAUCUGCUCUGGAUUUCUGGUGAACAAGUAUUUGCAGAGGGGAGAGGAGGAAAGGGAGGUCCCUCACACUUUGUUAGAUUCCAUCCCAUGUGUGGAAAACAUUUUCUGAACUACAAAUGAAAUAUUUUAAUUAAAAAAACAUUAAUUGAUAUUUCAAACCUAUAAUUUCUGGUCCACUGAGGAUUUCUUUAUGGUUAAAUUUAUUCAUUUAUUAGUGCACAUUAUGUGACUACAAUAUGGAGAUGACAAUGCAGACAACAAGUAUAUACCUGUAUUUUACAAAGAUUUUUAGGGAAAUGUUUUCAGUAAUGACAUACUAAUUUAGGUAAAGGGAGUAUUUAUCUGUAUGUGCAAUAAGUAUUUCACCUGAUCAUAGUUUUAAGAAUAGAAAAUACUGGGAUUCACUAUAUAAAAGCCAGUUCUCAUAAAACUUAGUAUCUUCAUCAUUACCACUUGUACGGUAUUGAAUACAUUUUAGCAAGCCAUAAUGAGAACUCGUAAAUAUCCCUAUUGUGAUGUUCUUGUUUUCAUUUCUGUCUUUUUUAAGUUGCAAUUUUAAAAUUACAUUAGUGACUUUAAAAUAACAUCAGUCUUGUGGUUCAGCAAGGCUGCUGCUUAAGCAGUUUAUUGAAAUCCUGAGCACGCCUGUUUUUCAAGUGUAUAUCUAUGUCCUAUUAGGCACACUGUACUGACUAAAGGUGCAUACAGAUGUGCUCUUAACAGACGUUGUGCUUUUUCCAGUAUAUUGAUAAGUGACAAGUAUAUUCUGCUGUGAAGAAAAACUAUGCUGCUUCCUUAGUGUUAGAGGCCUUAUGUAUACGUAGUGUUCAAAAAAUGAUCUGUGUUGUAAAAAAACAACUGUCUGUCAGUGUUCAGUAAAGUUUGGUUGUUUCAACUUUUUACAUUAACUUGCUGUCAUUGAUAUUGUUACGAAUCACAAAGUCCCCCUUUCUAAAAGACUGUCAUACCAAGUUAUGAGAUUACAGCCAUGAAGUUUACUGUAAAUUUCCUCUUCAACAUGUGCCUCCUCAUAGCUUUUCAAGCAGUGCCCAGUCCCAGUCCAGUUUUAUACAAAGGGAGCAUUACUGUAUUGGAAAUCUUCAGUGUGAUCAUUGUUUUACAAUUGUGUUUUCUAUAUGUGAUCGUAGCUGUGCUGAAUGUCAAAAAUACUUGUAUGUGUGUUUAUGUGUACAUCUAUAUGUAUAAGAAUGUCAAGGGAUGUAUUUUUAAGAAUGCUGCUGCAAGAUUUUAAAGAAAAGCUGUUGAGACUUGAAAUGGUUUUAAUUUCUAGAGAAUUUUGCCAAUAUAUUUUAGCAAAGGAAAAAUUGGCAUAAAAAAUCAGAAUUCCACUAGUGUUAUAAGAACAAGUAAGCUGUUUCCCUCCAAAUUUUUAAAACAGGGCGUUCCCUGUAAAUAUUCAUUAAAAUUGUUAAGCUUUAAUACAAUGUAUUUUGACACUUGCAUUGCCAAAGAGAUAUGUAAAAAUAUAAAGGGAAAGGAAAGUCGACUCCUUUUAAUAACACCAGAUUAUACUGUUAGUAUACUGUUAGUAAAUGAUCUCAGGGCAGUCAGGAGAAUGGUUAUUGACAAAUGUUACAUAUGGAAGUGAAGGAAGGGCUAUCUUGCCAUGUUAGAUAUUAAGGGAGAAUAUUUGAAAUCGAGAUACUUUUAUUAAAAUAUUUUAUACAAACCAUGAAGCCAACCAUGAAAUUAGGAAUUCAUACCCAGUUAAAAUGAAUUUUUAAUGUUAACCAGAAAAAUGAAGCCCACUGAGAAGAUAGAAUCAUUUUAAACUAUGGGAUGUAAGGAUACAGAGCUGAAAUGUUCUAGAUCUGCAAUGUGUGCCAAAUGACCAAAGAUGAAGCAUAAAGAUGUCUGAAUUAUGUUUAUGAAAGAUUACAGUAGUCUAAUGUUUGAAUAUGAAUAAAUAAUAAAAGUUCUCUACAAAUA